ACAAUUUUUGAAAAUAAAAAAUAAUUCAAAAAAUGAAUGUUAUAAAAGUGAAAUUCUUCAUCUUCGUAAGCUUCAUCCAUCGACGAUAACCACACACGCCCAAUCGAACUCUCUUCUCCAAUUCCAUUUCUCAAAACCCUAACCCUAAUGGGAUCCAUUUCCGUUCUCCUUGUAGCUAAAGUAAUCCCAUACUUAGAACAAGAACUCAACAAACGCUACAAUCUUCUUCGCAUAUGGGAUUACCCACAAAAAUCCCAACUCUUAACUCAACACUCCGCGUCAAUCCGUGCGGUGGUCGGAAAUGCUAGCGCCGGUGCCGAUGCUGAGUUCAUUGAUGCGUUACCGAAGCUGGAAAUUGUUUCGAGUUACAGUGUUGGUGUUGAUAUGAUUGAUCUUAAUAAGUGUAAGGAGAAAGGGAUUCGUGUUACGAAUACUCCUGAUGUUUUGACUGAUGAUGUUGCUGAUUUGGCUAUUGGUUUGAUUCUUGCGCUUCUUAGAAGGAUUUGUGAAUCUGAUCGAUAUGUUAGAAAUGGAAAUUGGAAGAGUGGUGACUAUAAAUUGACCACUAAGUUCUCUGGGAAAACCGUUGGCAUUAUUGGGCUGGGAAGGAUUGGCACAGCAAUUGCCAAGAGAGCUGAAGGUUUUAAUUGUCCAAUAAGUUACUUUUCUAGGACUCAAAAGCAGGAGUCAAAAUACAAGUAUUAUCCAAGUGUUGUUGAGUUAGCAUCCAACUCUGAUAUACUAGUCGUUGCCUGUCCUCUUACAGAGGAGACCCAUCACAUCAUCAACCGGGAGGUCAUUAAUGCGCUUGGUCCGAAGGGUUACCUAAUUAACAUUGGCCGUGGUAAGCAUGUUGAUGAGCCCGAGCUAGUCUCUGCGUUGCUUGAAGGUCGUUUGGGUGGAGCUGGACUCGAUGUGUUUGAAAACGAGCCUCAUGUUCCCGAAGAGCUAUUUGGGCUAGAAAAUGUUGUCUUGUUGCCUCAUGUUGGAAGCGGCACGGUAGAAACUCGAACUGCCAUGGCUGACCUUGUUCUUGGAAACUUGGAGGCUCAUUUUCUUGGAAAGCCUCUGUUAACUCCCUUGGUUUAAUCUACAUGCCCCUGUUGAACAAUGGACAUUUGGUUUAUUGGCCAUUGACCUAGAAAAUUUGAUGGAAUGGCCUCCAUUUAGUUACAUCAUCAAUUAAUGAUUCUUGUGAUAAGGAAUUGAUGAUUGUGAGAGCUUCAGAUAUUUAUAUUGGUGCUUCAGCAAUUGUUGUAAAGAAUAAUAAGUCAGUUCAUCUUAAUCGUGCGACAUCUAGGCAAUAAUUUGGUUGAAAUUGCUUUUGUUAUUA
Molecule: messenger RNA, 1333 nt
Organism: Trifolium pratense (red clover)
Lineage: Eukaryota; Viridiplantae; Streptophyta; Magnoliopsida; Fabales; Fabaceae
Product: glyoxylate/hydroxypyruvate/pyruvate reductase 2KGR-like
Exons: 2
Coding region: 148-1089 (313 amino acids)
Cellular component (GO): cytosol
Molecular function (GO): glyoxylate reductase (NADPH) activity; hydroxypyruvate reductase [NAD(P)H] activity; NAD binding
Source: RefSeq, a predicted model, not a curated record